AUGUCAAACCGCACCGCGACAUCAAGUAUCGACUCACAGGAAGAUUUGGUGGCUACCUAUUAUCCGUUAACUUUGGUCAUUGUUGGUACCGUAUUAAAUCUUCUAACAUUUAUUAUUCUUUGCCGACCAACUUUUCGUGACACGAAAAAACAACCAAUAAUUCAUUACAUGCGUACAAUAGCCAUUUUUGAUAUUUUCAUGUUGUAUGGGUGGAAUCUUGAUCAUUAUCUUUCCAAUGCUCAUGGAUAUCUGCUACUAACGUAUUCAAUAGCAACAUGCAAGUUUUUUGGAUUUCUUAACUACUUUUCUGGGCAAUCAUCGGCUUGGCUUCGUGUCUUCAUUUGUUUUGAGCGGUAUUUAUCAGUCAGUCGGCUUCACCGUACUUGGUUUAGUCAGCAAAAAAGUGUUCUCAUCAUUAUUACAAGCAUUAUUGUCUUUUUCAUUAUAUUCAAUUUUCAUUUUUUCAUUUUUACUUGCUUUUAUAAACCGAAUGGUUCAAUAAAUCCCAAUUCUCAAUUAUAUAAAAUAUAUCCACUAUGGGAUUAUAUUAAUUUGGGUGUGUAUAACUGUACACCUUUCAUAUUGAUGAUUACAUUGAACAGUGGCGUUAUUUAUCGUUUAAUACAUCGUCGUAAUACAAGCUUAAUUCAAAAUUCACCUAUUCAACAUCGAACAAUAUCGAUUGCUUUGCUUGUCACAACAUUUCUCUUUUUAAUUAUGACGACACCAGCAACAAUUAAUGCUGCAUUCUUCUCCACAACACCACCUGAUACACUGGCAAAAAUAUUAGAUUCCGCUCUCUAUACAUAUCAUAUAGCAUCAUUUCCACUUUAUUUCAUUACAUUUGAUGCAUUCCGACAAGAAUGUAUCAUGAUGAUCACGUGCCAAAAUAAUACUCAAAGAAUUGCACCAUCGCAGAAUACUCCUGGUCCGAUAAAUCUACCGAAUGAAUUCUAA
Messenger RNA from Rotaria socialis, 957 nucleotides. The record is from the annotation of a GenBank genome assembly. Lineage: Eukaryota; Metazoa; Rotifera; Eurotatoria; Philodinida; Philodinidae.